GCACUGUUACUAUAUUUGUGUGUGUGCGUGUGUGUGUGUUAAAUCAGCUGCCGUCUCGGUCUCGGCUACAACUGCGGUUUUUGCAUAACAAAAAUAACUUACAAAAAAAAUUAAUUGAAGACCAAAGAAUACUUAGUCAAAACUGUUGUUGAAAUCGAAAAAAAACGUAGAGACUUAGUUGAAAAUACACAACAACAAGAACAACAACAGCAGCAAUAAUAAAAUGGGUCAGUACACGGCGUCACAGCGUAAAAAUGUGAGAAUUUUGCUAGUCGGCGAUGCUGGAGUUGGGAAAACAUCGUUAAUCUUGUCGCUGGUUAGCGAGGAAUAUCCGGAGGAGGUGCCGCCACGUGCCGAGGAGAUCACAAUACCGGCAAAUGUGACCCCCGAACAGGUGCCCACAAAUAUAGUCGAUUUCUCGAGUGUCGAGCAAUCGGAUGACGCAUUGGCCGUGGAGAUAAACAAAGCGCAUGUUGUGUGCAUUGUUUACGCCGUGGAUGAUGAUGAUUCCCUUGAUCGCAUCACAACUCAUUGGCUGCCCCUCGUGCGCGCCACAUGCAACACCAACAACACCAGCAACAACACAAGCGGCGAUUCCGAAUUGUCACGAAAACCAAUUGUUCUGGUUGGCAAUAAAAUCGAUUUGAUUGAGUAUUCCACCAUUGACAGUGUUCUGGCCAUUAUGGAGGAUUAUCCAGAGAUCGAGAGCUGUGUCGAAUGCUCCGCCAAGACGCUGCACAAUAUUUCCGAAAUGUUUUACUAUGCACAAAAGGCCGUGCUGCAUCCCACCUCCCCACUGUACAUCAUGGAAGACCAAGAUUUGACUCCCGCCUGCAAGAAAUCGCUGGUGCGCAUCUUUAAGAUCUGCGACAUUGAUAGCGACAAUCUGUUGAAUGAUUACGAGCUGAACUUGUUCCAAAGACGCUGCUUUAAUACGCCGCUGCAGCCGCAGAUACUGGAUGAAGUGAAGAGUGUGAUACAGAAGAAUGUGCCCGAUGGCAUCUACAAUGAUGCAGUGACUCUCAAGGGAUUCCUCUUUCUGCACUGCCUGUUCAUACAGCGGGGACGCAAUGAAACCACUUGGGCGGUACUGCGUCGCUUUGGCUACAACGAUCAGCUGGAGAUGUGCCAGGAGUAUUUGCGUCCGCCCUUGAAGAUACCACCUGGAAGCAGUACGGAACUUUCGCAUCGUGGUCAACAGUUCCUGAUUGCGGUCUUUGAGCGCUACGAUCGGGAUGGAGAUGGUGCACUCUGUCCGGAGGAGCAUAAAAUGCUGUUUAGCACUUGUCCGGCGGCUCCAUGGUCCUAUUCCACGGAUAUACGCAAAUCGUGUCCCACCAAUGAGGCGGGUUGGGUUACUCUACAUGGCUGGUUGUGUCGCUGGACGCUGAUGACGCUGGUGGAUGUGGUCAAAACACUGGAGUACUUGGCCUAUCUUGGUUUCAAUGUCCAUGAGAAUGACAGUCAAUUGGUGGCGAUACAUGUGACACGGGAGCGACGCAUUGAUCUCGCCAAGCGUCAGUCGAGUCGCUCCGUCUACAAGUGUCAUGUGAUUGGACCCAAGGGAUCGGGUAAAACCGGUUUAUGUCGUGGUUUCCUUAUCGAGGAUAUGUCUAAACUGCUGGGCAAGGAGUUUAAAACCAAUGUGGUGCACUGCAUCAAUUCGGUGCAGGUUUAUGGCCAGGAGAAGCAUUUGAUAUUGCGUGACAUUGAUGUGCGACACGCCCUCGAUCCUCUCCAGCCGCAGGAGGUGAACUGCGAUGUCGCCUGCCUGGUGUAUGAUGCCUCCAAUCCGCGUUCCUUUGAGUACAUCGCUCGCAUCUACAUUAAAUACUAUGCGGAGAGCAAAAUCCCAGUCAUGAUUGUGGGCACCAAGUGUGAUCUGGACGAGCGUCGUCAGGAUUAUCUAAUGCAACCAAAUGAGUUCUGUGAAAAGUAUAAACUUCUGCCGCCGCAUCUAUUUAGCCUCAAGAGCAACAAGAAGGAACUGUACACAAAGCUGGCCACAAUGGCAGCAUUUCCGCGUUUCCAAGCCGCCUGGAUAUUGUUCUACAAGCACAGGUUGGUACAGCUGUGGGAAUCGGCAUAUUUACGGCAAUUUGGACUAAUGACGGAGGAUCCGAAAGUAUGGAUUAAGGCGGGCCUGGGCGUGGCAGCGGCCACAGUUUUGGGCUUUAUUGUGUUGAAGGCCAUAAGUGGAACGCAUUUACGUUAAGGACUCUGUCGAAAAUCUAGAAAUAACUGAACGACACAACUGCCAAGGCAGACGCGCAACUGAAGCUCCCCAUAUACCAUCCACAAUCCACAAUACAACAUCCACUUUAAGAGUUACAAAAACACAAAAAAAAAAAAAGAAAACUAGAAAUAGAAAUUCUUGUUUCGUUUCGUUUGCUUCAUAAUAAUUGCAAAUCUAAAUUUAUUGUUAAAAAGAAAAAAAAACCACUCUCCAUGGAUUGUAGAGUUUUACAAUGUACAUAAAUAAUUAAUUAAUUUAAACUUUAUAAGCAUUGGCAGAGCAAAAACAAAACAAAGGCAGUAACAGGAAAAUAUUAAUAACAUUAUUGUUAGUCAAGCACACUACUAAAAUACGUUGCAUUUCUACAUAUAUAGUGCAAAUAUAUAUAUAUCGAUAUAUAUAUAAUUAUAAACUAUAUACUUAACGCUGUAUACUCUGAUAAGUCUUAUUAGCUUACGUUAACAAUUAAAUACAUCAUAUUUAUGGCCGAUCACGCAAUCAAUUUAUUGUGAUUAGCGAGUACUCUAUAUAGUCUUAUGUAUUACAUACUUAUAUUGGAUGUACAUACACAUGCAUAUUUUUAUUUAUAUAUUUUGUGGUAUAUAUUAUCGUUUUUGGCGUCCGAAUCUUGUAAAUACGCGCAAAUCCCCAAAACUGAGCAAUAAAUCUAUUUAAACAUA
Drosophila innubila is the source of this 2916-nucleotide messenger RNA. RefSeq names its product mitochondrial Rho GTPase (gene Miro). The transcript has 4 exons. Gene Ontology annotation, molecular function: GTPase activity; GTP binding; calcium ion binding. Gene Ontology annotation, cellular component: mitochondrial outer membrane. Gene Ontology annotation, biological process: small GTPase-mediated signal transduction; mitochondrion organization. The coding region runs from base 224 to 2215 and encodes 663 amino acids. NCBI's taxonomy places the organism in Eukaryota, Metazoa, Arthropoda, Insecta, Diptera, Drosophilidae. The record is from RefSeq and is a predicted model, not a curated record.